AUGCCACCACCUGACCCGCCAAAAAAAGCGGCACCUAGUCCUAUGUAUGUCCCCCCUACACCCCCUAAAGAACCUGUACAGACAGCCAUCACUACCCCUGUCAUUCAAAGUCCAAGCAAACCCGCCAUCACACCCCCACCUCCACCCAAGGCUCCUCCUCUUCAUUUGGAUAGCACGGCCAAAUCCAAGCCACCCCCAGUGCUGGUCAAACCCAAACCGGCUCCAACUCCACUGCCUACUCCCACAACGCCCAGCCAAGCCACUCUCCUGAACAUCCUCAAAAAGAAGAUGAUGGAGAUGGAUCAGAAAGUGAGUUCUGAUGUGGGUGAGCCAGAGUCUAAUGCGGACGAUUGGGGUUCGGCAGAAGACAUUGAAGUAACUGCAAUGCCGAAAGUGAGUUUGCCAAAAAGCCCAAUGGUCAAUAAAUCAUCACUGGACAUGAAGGAGCUGCAGACCAAAGUGACCAAGAAACACACAGAGCCAAACAGAAUCCCUAUUCCAACAAGCAAUGGACCCUCGAAACAUCAGUAUGGCAUGACAUUCACUGUUCGACCUGGAACCAAACAGCCUAUUACGCUGGUUAGUAAAGGCGACCCGUAA
Messenger RNA from Knipowitschia caucasica, 600 nucleotides. The record is from the annotation of a GenBank genome assembly. NCBI's taxonomy places the organism in Eukaryota, Metazoa, Chordata, Actinopteri, Gobiiformes, Gobiidae.